This is a messenger RNA of Anas platyrhynchos (mallard), 2473 nucleotides long. Its product is annotated as aldehyde dehydrogenase family 3 member B1-like. NCBI's taxonomy places the organism in Eukaryota, Metazoa, Chordata, Aves, Anseriformes, Anatidae. The record is from RefSeq and is a predicted model, not a curated record. Gene Ontology annotation, molecular function: aldehyde dehydrogenase (NAD+) activity; 3-chloroallyl aldehyde dehydrogenase activity. Gene Ontology annotation, biological process: aldehyde metabolic process. Gene Ontology annotation, cellular component: cytoplasm.
GCGCCCCUGCCCAGCCCCAGGACACCCUCUUGUGUCCCCAGGUGUCCCCAUGGCCCUGAUGGGGACCCUCACUCAUGACAUGGUUGCAGGGACAGUUGGCACUUGAGGAACUCUGUGCACUGGCAGCCCCGCGGGGAUGCCUGGCUGCAGCACCACGUGCUGAGGCUGGCCUGCAGAGGCAGGGCAGGGCUGUCCCGCUCCCCUCAUUGCCAGCCACUUCCCCGCUGGAGGCAUGUUUUGGGCUCACCGUCACCCCACAGCACGAUCUGUGGUGGCAUCCCAUGUCCCAAGCGGUUUGGGCUGGAGCAGAGCCAGCGGUGACGCAGGGAGCCAAGGGGAAGGGCUGGAAGCUGGCAGCCUCCCCCCCUCCAGGGACGCGGGGCAGCCUUUGCAUGCACCCUGCACUCAGCAGGGACGUGGCUGUGGUGCCAGGGUGCUGACCGGGCUCCCCAAAGCCACCUCCUCCGGGUGUAAGGCUCCCCGUUAGCCAGGACUGCACGGGAACACGGGCUUUGCAGCCUCGUGCGUCUUCUCAGGGCUGCUGGAAGCUGUCAGCUGCUUCCCACAGCCCGGCAUGGAGCAGCUCCGUGGGCAGCAGCCUCUGGGCGGUGAUGCUGGCACAGCCCCCGAGGAUGAGGGUGGCAUGAGCGGGAACCCCUACGCGGGGCUGGUGAGCCGCCUGCGGGCAACCUGGCUCUCGGGGAAGACGCGGCCCCUGGAGUACCGCCUGGCCCAGCUGGAGGCCCUGGGCCGCUUCCUGGAGGAGAAGAAGCAGGACAUCCUGGAGGCCCUCGACUUGGACAUGCGCAAGCCACCCUUUGAAGCCGAGUUCUCCGAGGUCCUCCUGUGCAAGAACGAGCUCAACACCACCCUUAACAACCUGUCCCACUGGAUGAAGGACGAGCAGGUGGACAAGAACCUGGCGACGCAGCUGGACACGGCCUUCAUCCGCAGGGACCCCUACGGGGUGGUGCUCAUCAUCGCGCCCUGCAACUACCCCAUUUACCUCCUCCUGGUGCCCCUCAUCGGAGCCAUCGCCGCCGGUAACUGUGUCGUCGUCAGACCCUCGGAGAUCACCAAAAACAGCAAGAGACUUGCGGUGGAAGUGCUGCCCAGGUACCUGGACAAGGACUGCUUCGCCGUGGUGACUGCGGGCAAGCAGGAGACCACCAGGCUGCUGGAGAAUAAAUUCGACUACAUCUUCUUCACUGGCAACCCCGCCAUGGGCAGGAUCGUGAUGACAGCUGCUGCCAAGCACCUGACGCCAGUGAUGCUGGAGCUGGGGGGCAAGAACCCCUGCUACGUGUCCGACAACUGUGAUGUGCAGAACGUGGCCCGGCGGGUGGCCUGGGGACGCUUCUUCAACGCGGGGCAGACCUGCAUCGGGCCCAACUACAUCCUGUGCAGCAUGGAGAUGAAGGACAAGCUGGUGCCCGCCCUGCGUGAGGCCAUCACCACGUUCUAUGGCCCCAACCCGCAGGAGUCCCCCGACUUUGCCCGCAUCGUGGGGGACAAGCAGUUCCACCGCGUGCGGGCACUGCUGUGCAGCGGGCGUGUGGCCAUCGGGGGACAGACGGACGAGAAGGAGCGCUACAUCGCCCCCACGGUGCUGGUGGACGUGCAGCCCUCCGAUCCUGCCAUGCAGGAGGAGAUCUAUGGGCCCAUCCUGCUCAUCAUCACUGUGGCCAACGUGGAGGAAGCCAUUGACUUCAUCAACAGCCGUGAGCAGCCGCUGGUCGUGUAUGUCUUCUCCUCCGACAACAAGGUGGUGAACCAGGUGCUGGAGAAGACGAGCAGCGGCAGCUUCUGCAGCAACGACACCCUGAUGCAAGUGACACUGACCUCGCUGCCCUUCGGUGGCAUUGGAUCCAGCGGCCUGGGGAAGUACCACGGCAAGUUCACCUUCGACACCUUCACCCACCGCCGCGGCUGCCUGCAGCGGGGCACUGGCCUGGAGCCCAUCAACACCCUGCGCUACCCGCCCUACGGACCCCACAAGACCGGGCUGGUCCGGGCCGCCACCACCGUCAAGCGCCAGGGGGAAUGCGCCCUGCUCUGAGGGGCCACCAAGGGGCCACCAUGGGGCCACCAUGGGGCCAUCAUGGGGCUACCAUGGGGCCCUCAUGGGGCCAUCAUGGCCACCAUGGGGCCACCAUGGGGGUACCAUGGGGCUACCUUGGGACCACCAUGGGGUCAUCAUGGGGCCAUCAUGGGACCACCAUGGGGCCACCAUGGGGUCAUCAUGGCCACCAUGGGGGUACCAUGGGGCUACCAUAGGACCACCAUGGGGCCACCAUGGGGUCAUCAUGGCCACCAUGGGGGUACCAUGGGGCUACCAUAGGACCACCAUGGGGCCACCAUGGGGUCAUCAUGGGGCCAUCAUGGGACUACCUUGGGACCACCAUGGGGCCACCACAGCCCCACCGCAGCCAUGGCGGCCCUGCAGGGCAGCUCAAUAAAUGCUUUCAACUGC